UGUAGCUCUUCAAGAAAGCAAAGCCAAAACGGACAUGACAAACUUUACAGAGGAAUAAGGAUGAGAAAGUGGGGAAAGUGGGUGGCUGAAAUAAGAGAGCCCAACAAGAGAUCAACAAUUUGGCUUGGCUCUUAUUCUUCUCCUGUGGCCGCCGCUAGAGCCUACCAUACGGCCGUGUUCUACCUCCGCGGCCCGACCGCCAGGCUUAACUUUCCUGAGUGCAUAGUGAAAGAUGACGUUGAUCAGCCCCACGGCCUGUCCGCUGCUUUCAUUAAAAAGAAGGCUACUGACGUUGGUGCAAGGGUUGAUGCAGCUCUCCAUGCAUCCACUUUCGAAUCUAAUUCGAUCCAAUUUUAUGAACAUUCCGACUUGAAUGAAUAUCCAAGUCCUGAGAUUUCAGAGGAUAAUUGAUUAUUUUUCCUUAUUUUCACUUGCUUUUGCAAACAAUUGCCUUGGCCUUAUCACUACAACCUUCUUUGUAAGGAUUCACCCUUCUCUUGAAGUUAUGGGAUUAUUUUAUCGGGCUUAAUAUUCUCUACAUAUCCACAUGUAUCAGUUCUGAGCUUAAUUAAUCUAUUGUUUAAUUUCGCUCUUAAAUACUUCUUGAAAAUAUUAAUAUUUAGUCUUAUGUACAAC
Olea europaea var. sylvestris is the source of this 636-nucleotide messenger RNA. RefSeq names its product ethylene-responsive transcription factor ERF011-like. Gene Ontology annotation, biological process: regulation of DNA-templated transcription. Lineage: Eukaryota; Viridiplantae; Streptophyta; Magnoliopsida; Lamiales; Oleaceae. The record is from RefSeq and is a predicted model, not a curated record. Gene Ontology annotation, molecular function: DNA-binding transcription factor activity; DNA binding. The transcript has a single exon. The annotation marks the transcript as partial.